Molecule: messenger RNA, 1659 nt
Organism: Talaromyces stipitatus ATCC 10500
Lineage: Eukaryota; Fungi; Ascomycota; Eurotiomycetes; Eurotiales; Trichocomaceae
Exons: 3
Coding region: 1-1278 (425 amino acids)
Source: RefSeq, a predicted model, not a curated record
AUGUACAUUCCCAGCCUUCCAACCCGGCGGUUGCUGGCUGCUCGAAGUGCCGGCAUGUCUGGUACUACCGCCGCUGGUAUCGGGGUCGCUGUCGGUGUUGGCGUUACAAUUUUGGCGUUGUUACUCGUCUUCAUUAUGAUUCGGAGGUUGCGGAUAAGAGAAGCUGAGCCCAGGCUUCUGCCUGGGAGAAGCAAAGCUAAUGCUCGAGUAGGAGGACUUAAUCGCAAUCGAACAACAACUACAACCCUUACGGCAGAUCUAUCUUCAACUGCGAAUCUCAAUUCACGGAACAAUCAGAUAACUUCCAAUCCACCUCACCGCGGACAGUCAAUACGCUCUAUUAUUACCUUACCAUCCUACAGUCGCCUGCCCAAAGAGGAAGAACAGGUCAUUGCCCGCGAAGGAGAGCGAGAAGGAAUGGACAUGGUCGUCGAAUUCCCCGAGACAGCUGAUGAAGAAGAAAACCGUCGAGAAGAGGAAAUGGAGUCACUAUAUCAAAUCAGAUUGCGACGGCGCGAAGAACUCGCCGAACGAGAUGAGAGACGUCGAUUACGUAGGGAAGCACGUGCUGCGGGUGAUACCGCCCGUCUUCAGCAGUUGAGUCGGGAUAGUCUGGCAGCUACGCGGGCAAGUAUGAGUAGACCGUCUGCGAAUGCUAUGCUGGCAGAGCAUCAGGCUCGAACUCGAGGUCGCCAUCGAAGGAUCUCGUCCGUAACGUAUGCGGAUAUUGGACAUGUUCGUCACGAUGGAUCACGGAUCCGCGCAAACUCGAAUGACUCGGACCAGCGUCCGUUACUCGAUUUGACACGGCAGUCGACGCAGUCCGUUUUCACUGUGCACAGUCACAAUCGCUCUUCUACGUCUGGAAUAAGUACACUCAGCGCUAGUGUUCACUCAGGCGACAACGAUACUCCUCCCAGCGAGUUGGGAGCGGAAGACGGAGAUCUCAGCACCGCACACAUUCCGCCGCCGAGUUACGACUAUGACGACUGGGGUGAAGCUCCGGCCUAUGAGAGUCCUAUUGCAGGUAAUGCGCGUCAUGAGGAACAGUUAUUACUGUCGCAGACCCUUCCGCAGAUUCGUAUCAAGACCGCGAGCCCUGCAAAUAGUACGCUUGUCUCGCCAGCUACACCAGCUACACCAGCCACUCCUGGCUCUCAUGAACCAGUCUCUGACCUGUCCGAGGAUCUAUCUCAUACAGUCGAUGAAACAUCUCGACCGAGUAGCUCUUCUCGGUCGGCCGAAACAUUGACCAAUUCAUCGGCUGAUGAACAUUAGAUUGACAGGCUUGAGGUUAUAUGAACCGAAGUCUUUCAAGGAAUUGACAAAAAAUAUGACGAAUUACGACAAAACGAUGUUGGACAUCCGAUGGCGGUCCAUAUAUGUAAAUCUUUGAUAUUAAGCAUGGCGUGCGUUUUGGGUACAUAUGGAUGAAUCUUGGAAAUGGUUUGGCGGGGGAAUAUACAUUCUUCUUUUUGUAAUGAUAUACAUUAUCAGGCAGUCUCUGUAAUGGAUGUUGUCCAUAUUGUUAUUUUUCUUUGCUCCUCGUUUUUCAGCUUUGGGUUUUAUGAUAUCAGCUCUGGUUAUGUUUCCAGCAAAGGCGUGGUUUUGAUGUUUUACGAUGCGAGAUUGAAUGCUAUAAGAAUAUUUAGACAUGUG